AUGGCUUCUUUUGAGCUGAAGACACUGGCCGCGCAGCAUGUUGGGCCCGCCGUUAUCAGGGAGGUGCUGGUCUCCCCACUUGGAGUAGUUGUUCUCCUCACGACUGGGGCUUCAUUUCUCAUCCUGGACUGUCGAAACGGACAGCUCCAGCUUCGCCACCGCAUCCAAGGGCAGCAAGCGGGCAUUACCGCCGUCGCACUCUCUGGAAAGGGUUCAGAACUUAUCGCGGGCGGCGCGGAUGGAUUUCUCAAGUGGUGGCACGUUCUGUCAGGCGAUGAAUCAUGCUCUACGCAGUUUCCCAUUGUACACCGGAGCCGCUCCGACCCGAUCAGUAAUGGCGCGCCUGUCCUUGCGAUCACCGCUGUUGCCUCCGUGAAGGGUGCUAAUCUUGUGGCGGCAGCAAGUGGGAGGUCUAUUUGCGUCUUCGGUCCCGGAGGCGAGCACUUGCACACUAUCCCAGGUUCAACGGAGCAAAUUCUAUCCCUCUCGUGGGCGACGCCCGACCUUUUGAUAGCUGCCGCGGGACCGGUGUUGAACACCUGGCAG
Volvox carteri f. nagariensis is the source of this 546-nucleotide messenger RNA. RefSeq lists its product as uncharacterized. The record is from RefSeq and is a predicted model, not a curated record. Lineage: Eukaryota; Viridiplantae; Chlorophyta; Chlorophyceae; Chlamydomonadales; Volvocaceae. The transcript has 2 exons. Gene Ontology annotation, molecular function: protein binding. The annotation marks the transcript as partial.